Messenger RNA from Dioscorea cayenensis subsp. rotundata (Guinea yam), 749 nucleotides. RefSeq names its product mediator of RNA polymerase II transcription subunit 15a-like. The transcript is spliced from 4 exons. Gene Ontology annotation, molecular function: transcription coregulator activity. Lineage: Eukaryota; Viridiplantae; Streptophyta; Magnoliopsida; Dioscoreales; Dioscoreaceae. The coding region runs from base 4 to 399 and encodes 131 amino acids. The record is from RefSeq and is a predicted model, not a curated record. Gene Ontology annotation, biological process: regulation of DNA-templated transcription.
CUCAUGCUUAAAAACUCAAUCAGGCCUCAAAAUUGGGAGUUCGUUGAGAAUCGUGACCUCUUUCGAUCUCGCCUGAAGAUGCCUUCCUCAUCGGCUCUGCGAACUCGGACUACCACCAUUGUUAGAGUUCCGGCGAGGAACCCUAGGCCGGAGGAUCGACCGGAAAACGGGCGAUUCAAUCUCCGUCCAGAGGUGCGCCAACGAAUCGUCAACAAGAUAGUGGAGACGCUGAGGCGGCAUUUCCCAAUCCCUUAUUCUGAAAUUUUCUACUUCGCUUCACGUUUUGAGCAGAAAAUUUACACAAGUGCAAUGAGCCGGCAAGACUAUCUGAGGAAAAUCUCUUUAAAAAUGCUUUCGGUUGAAACAAGGAUAAGGAAUGAUUCAGCAGCCAAUGCUUAAUCAGCUAAACUUGUUGCUGGAAAUCAAAGUGCUGCAAGCUCAGGUAAUUGCUGCACCUUAAGUAGAGGCAUUGCAUCGAAGAAAGAACUUGGCAAAUGCCUUUGUAUAUAUCUUUCUCUUUGGACUUUGUAUCAAACCUAAUGUCCGGAUGUCAUUAUAUUGCUGUUCUUGAUAUCCACUUGUUUUUUUUCUUAUGCUGCUGUGAGUUUGGGUUUCUUGUAUAUAAGCAGUGAAGCAAUAAUAGAAGGAUUUGAUUCUUCUACAAAUGGCACAGCUAAGAAGCUUCAUAAGUUUCGGUCCUUAUUAGAAUCUUUCUCGAGUGGCGAGAGUUCUAAUAAUGGGUGAGCGCA